AUGACGUUAUCAGAACCCACAGAUUGUAUAUUUUACAAUGGAACCUGCGUGGAACAUGAUCCUGGUCGCAUACUGCAAAUUUUCUCAAUAGAGGUGGCUAGUAUUUCUCUGGAUAGUGGCUCAGUAGAGUUGUACGGAUACAUAGCCACACGGGAUGUCAUAGAUCCAUUGCUUAAUUAUGUCAUCAGUUUUAUCAGGGAUGAUCCCAUCAUUGUGAGGCAGGGUUCUGUCAUCAACAUGAUUGGCCCUAAGCGAGGGAUCGACAUUUAUGACCUUACUUUAAUCGAAUAUGACAUCAGGAUCAAGACAGGUGAACAUGAAAAAGAUGACCUACAGCUGAUCGAUGGUGCAUCAAUCAUAACCCAUGUAGGCACAUGGAAUCGUCCAUGCUCGAUUUGCAUCCCUGGAGAUUGUGGUGCAGUUGAAAUAAAUUUUUCUCGUGUUGAACCCGCAGUUGAGGCUACUAUAGAGGUUCUCAUAUCGGAAGUGCAAAGCAGUUUCAGUUUGUCCCAUGGUUGUUUAACCAGUGAGUUGAUUAAGGAAAUCCAACUCUUCUUAAAGAGGUUUGUAGUUGCUGUAGUUAUGGAUUCUUUGAUAGAUUUAAAAUUCAAUGUAGGUACGCUGCCAUUCAAUUUCGACCAACGGCGAUGUACCUUUGAGGCAAAAACCCAUGGACAUGAUACACAGGAAAUAAAGACAGAUUUUGCGUUACUCUCGGUGAAGGUGACUUGGUCAACUUUGCCUCGUGGGACACUGGGCCUGUAG
Molecule: messenger RNA, 765 nt
Organism: Miscanthus lutarioriparius
Lineage: Eukaryota; Viridiplantae; Streptophyta; Magnoliopsida; Poales; Poaceae
Source: the annotation of a GenBank genome assembly